Hemiscyllium ocellatum (epaulette shark) is the source of this 3950-nucleotide messenger RNA. RefSeq names its product phosphodiesterase 7A (gene pde7a). The transcript has 14 exons. Gene Ontology annotation, molecular function: 3',5'-cyclic-AMP phosphodiesterase activity. Lineage: Eukaryota; Metazoa; Chordata; Chondrichthyes; Orectolobiformes; Hemiscylliidae. The coding region runs from base 850 to 2325 and encodes 491 amino acids. The record is from RefSeq and is a predicted model, not a curated record.
GAUUGGUCGGUUCAAUUUCUCGCGCUGGGACACAGCCGUUUUGUUUAAAAAAAACAAACCCAACGGUUUCCCCUUCGACGUUCCCCGUGUGACCCCCGGGGGGGGGGGGGGGGGCACAGUUGGCCUCACGGUGAGCCCGCGAAGGAGAAGAAGGUGGAGGAGGGGAGGACAUCCUCCAUUUCCCCUUCCUCCGUCUCUCACCGACUCCGAGGAGCCGGCCCCGGGGGCCAUGGCGUCGUUUUAAAACAAAAAGAGGCCGCGAGAGAUGAGGGAAGGUUCUGGGGAAGAGGGAGCGAGUAGGAGCAGGAGGAGGAGGAGAAGGAGGAGGAGGAGGGUGAAGGGGAAGGCCUCAGUGUCCGGAUCGCGCUCGUUCCUGCCACCGGUGUCUCGCCGAUAACCGAGAGAGAGUUGGGGGGGGGGGGGGGGAGAAAAACAACAACAUCCUCAAAAACAAAACAAAUCCUGAGAGAAAAUACUGAAGAGGGACUGUUUUGAGCAAGGUUCCCGUUGACGCAGCGAUGGGCCUGAGGGAGAGCGGUGGUGCCCGGGGCUCGGUGCCUCACAUCGGCCGCAGUUUAUCUUCACUCGGAAACCCGGAGAGCUGAAGGUGGCCGGCCCGGGACUCCGGGGAGAGAGAGAGAGAGACACAGAGGGAGGGUGGGGGGUGCUCCGGCACCGAGUCCCGUCUCUCUCCAUGCGGCAGUGCUGACUGCUGACUUUUGUUUUUCAUUGUUGUGGGUUUUGUGUUUUUACUUUGUGGGGGUCGUCGCUGCUGUUUUCUUUUGUUUCUCCCUCCGUCCGGCCCCCCAAGGCCCUGACACGGGGCCCUCCCCGUCCCUCCGUGCUCCGAUGGCACUAUGUUACCAGUACCAGCUCCCGGUGCUGCCUCUCGACAGGCCGGUGCCCAAACACGUCCUGAGCCGCAGAGGCGCCAUCAGCUUCAGCUCCAGUUCGUCCUUGUUCGGCUGCGCUAACCCCAGGGUGCUGUCCCAGACCUUCACAAACUCUUCUAACCUUUGGAUUCCUUCAUCUGGGUGGGAAGAACGAUUUCUUGAGAGACGAGGAGCCAUUUCCUAUGAAAGCUCAGAUCAAACUGCGCUGUACAUUCGUAUGUUAGGGGAUGUACGAGUAAGGAGCCGGGCAGGAUUUCAACCUGAAAGAAGAGAUUCUCAUCCUUAUGUUGAUUUUCGCCUUUUGCACUUAUCAUCAGAACCCGGAGAAUUGGCUUCAGCAAGGAAGAUCAGAAGGUUGCUUAGUUUUCAAAGAUAUUUUCGAUCUGCUCAUUUAUUUUGUGGUGUUUCUCCUCUAAAUUCUGUCAGCAUUCUGGAUGAUAAUUACAAUGGCCAAGCCAUGCGCAUGCUAGAAAAGGAUGGAAAUUGGAAUUUUGACAUCUUUCUUUUUGACAGAUUAACAAAUGGAAAUAGUCUGGUUACUUUGACCUUCCAUUUGUUUAAAUACCAUGGACUUAUUGAGCAUUUCCACUUGGAUUCGGUUAAACUGCGUCGGUUUUUAGUAAUGGUCCAGGAGGAUUACCACCGAAACAACCCUUAUCACAAUGCGGUACAUGCUGCUGAUGUAACUCAAGCCAUGCAUUGUUUCCUAAAGGAAACUAAGCUUGCCACCUCUUUUUCUCCAUGGGAUGUUCUGCUGGGUUUGCUGGCAGCUAUGACUCAUGAUAUGGAUCACCCUGGUGUUAACCAACCUUUCCUCAUUAAAACUAAUCAUUACCUAGCAAGUUUAUAUAAGAAUAUCUCGGUGUUAGAAAACCAUCAUUGGAGAUCAGCAGUGUGCGUACUCCAGGAAUCCAAAUUAUUUUCACAUCUUGCAGUUGAGGAAAUCUAUGAAAUGGAAAGCCAGUUGGGAUCCCUAAUUCUAGCCACAGACAUAACCCGCCAAAAUGAGUUUCUGUCGCAGUUCCGAACUCACUUGGACAGGAGUGACUUGUGUUUAGAUGAAGCAGGUCAUCGACAUUUCAUGCUUCAGAUAGCAUUGAAAUGUGCAGAUAUCAGUAACCCAUGCCGGCCUUGGGAGUUGAGUAAGCAAUGGAGUGAAAAGGUAACCCAGGAGUUCUUCCAUCAAGGGGAUAUUGAAAGGAAGCAUAAACUAGAUAUAAGUCAGUUGUGUGACCGCCAUACAGAAACUGUAGCCAAUAUUCAAAUAGGUUUCAUCACUUACGUAGCGAAACCUCUUUUUGUGGAAUGGUCUCGAUUCUCCAACACAACACUGUCACAGACCAUGCUUGGACACCUUAGCUUGAAUAAUGCUAGCUGGAAAGGAUUACUGCAGGAACAAUCCCAAGGUGGAGAUGAUACUGAUUUUAUUUGAGCAGAAAUGGACUGAAUUAUUACCUCAGGAAAGCCACGAAUUAUUUUAUCCCACCCACCUAACUGGUUCCAUGAAGCGGACAAUUACUUUUCUGCCUCUUCAGUGGAAUGCAAAUGUGAUGAUGCUUUCGGGUUGGGGGGGGAGGAAUUGAGAUACAUUUGCAGGCUCUGACUGUCACAGUUGCAUGUGUAUCCGUGCCAAUGCUAAUGUAAUUCCAUGCUUUUUUCAAAGCAUCAUAUUGCUUCUUUGCCCCUUGCUAGGCCUGAACAUAAAGCAAUACACAAAUACCUCAGUUGGCUUUUGUGAGACAUUGAGCACGUAAACUACAGUGGUGGCCAAACUGAAGGGAGUGAAGAAAGGAGGAUGACAGCAUCCCAGAAAGUGCCAUUUAUCAACGGUUAUUUUGAAUAUUUGUAAAACAGACUGAUAUUUAGAAUUUCUGCACUUGGGGUUUUCUGUGGUUUCUUUUUAUUUAGAUGGCUAAAAUAUGAACUUAGUGAAAAUCUUCUGAUGUUGGUACAAAGAUGAGCUUUUGUUCUCUUCCCACCAUUUUUGAGUGACUGAAUGCAUGCAAAGAAGCCAGUCCUUUUCUGCCUCAGAGAUUUGUUUACAAUGCUGUAUUUUUGAUACUUUUUGGUUCUGGUUCUUGCCUUGAAGCAUAGUGGAAAAGGAGCCACAAAAUUCAGAAAUGCUAUUUGGUAAGAAGAUAGAACAAAAUAAAUGCUGCAGCUCAAUUUUAAUCUUUGUGAUGCCAUUUACGUUCCCAUGGAAGCCUCUCUUCUGCCAUGGUGUUCCUUUAGUGCACUGUGAAUCCAGCCUUCAUCUCUGACCACAACCAGCUUUACUUCAGCAAAUCUGGAACAAGAGUGCUGCUGGCCUUUGCCUUUUUUUGGGGGGAGAUUUGAAGAAAUAGAAAAACAGAUUAGCGGGUGAAGCCAACGUGUGGUUUUCAUGCAUGAACUGCACUUAGUGAUAGUGGCAGUAAACUGUUACAAGGAUCAGCUCAGGAUUUUUGCCUGUGUUUCUGGAGCGUGUGAUCGUGGUACCUAAGAAUAAAUAUAUGCGAACAAAUACCACUUUCACCAUUUAGAUUUCUUCAAAAUGUGACAUCUGUGUAGCCAGAUUGAAGAAAAAUUCUUAACAUUGCUAUAGAUGCCUUAAAACUAUGCACAAAGCUAAGUGACCAAAUCUGUUUUAAUUUUGGAAUGUGCAUUGUUCCUCAAUCUUUUUGCGAGUGAAUUGUUACUCCCCUGUGGGCCUCGUUUGAUGUGAAAAGAUGAACCCUUUGUAGGAUAAAGUUAUGGAUGUUAUUUUAAACUUCAAACAUUCCAUUUUGUAUUUUACAAUGUUUUAAGUAGUUGUUGAUUAUGUACAGUAAAGCAAAACUGUAUAUUAGGUUUGGCAUUUUCCAGUGAAACAAACUUGGUGCUUUUCUCUUUUUUUUUAGUUAACUUGUAUUUCAGGACUGUUUAAAAGAAUUUUGUUUACAAUUUGUUGUAACAGCCAUCUUUGAGAUGUCAAGGCUUCAAUAUUAAGCUUAGGGACAUUACCAAGUUGUUGGUCGAGAUGCCAUAUUCAUAUUUUGAUAUGUGCCUGUUGCUGUUCAAAUUUUGAAUAAAAGAAUU